This is a messenger RNA of Dreissena polymorpha, 5852 nucleotides long. RefSeq lists its product as uncharacterized. The record is from RefSeq and is a predicted model, not a curated record. The transcript has 2 exons. Bases 387 to 3227 code for a protein of 946 amino acids. Lineage: Eukaryota; Metazoa; Mollusca; Bivalvia; Myida; Dreissenidae.
GUGCGCUUACGUACCCGUGUUGCCGUGGAUAAUGUCGGUAUGAGGGACCACCCCUUUUUAUUUUUGGUUAAAUAACUAGACAAUAUAAGAUGGGAAUUUUGUUUUCAUAAAAUUGUGCUUAUGGAUUAAAACGAGAUAAAUGCGCAACCGGACAUUAUUUACGGACUAUUAGUCUUUGUUUACCUUGGAUAUGUUAUCAGUAACCAUGGUUCUGAUAAAUUCCAACGAUUUGAGUCAUAUCUGGUGUCUAUAUCCAAACGUAAUUUGAGGUGUCACUUAUGCGAAGAAAUGGAAAUUUGUAAAUACAAACUGUAGGUUUAACCUGUGAAUGUUGACUGAUCAAAAUCGCCGUGCAAAACCAAGACACUUCAGUUGAAAAACAUAGAAUGGCGGAGAAUAUAUUAUCGAGAAUGUGCACAGUUUCAAUCCGGGUAAUGGGCACCCGCGAUCGACCUAAACGUCAAGCUGCAAUCCUCGUUAUUGGCGCAUGUCUGAUAUUCGUCUGGGCCCUCUAUUCAAGAAGCAGCAUACAGGUCGGUUUGCCUGUUUAUUCUAUGGAAAGGCAAGAAGAAGUUCUACUCGAACGAAUUAAGUAUAUAAAGUCCAUGGACGAAGUGAAUAGCAUACUCGAAUCGUCCGCUAGCAGCGGUAAAACAUUUAGUGGAAAACCCAUUCGAAGAUUUAAUCCAAAUGAUAUUAAGUUUAGAAACAAACGGUACCCAGACCUACAGGCGGAUCACGGUAAAACGUUUAAUUGUAAGAGAUGGGCGGUCCUUACCACAAUAUUUACUCCGCCCUCCGAAGCUGUUCGCCGUUUCAUGUAUAUGAAGAAUUGGUGUGUUGUAAUUGUGGGUGACAAAAAUAAGCCAGAUGGAUAUGUGUUGGCAUCAACAACGACUUUUCGCAACAUAAUAUUUUUGAGUGACAGUGACCAAAACAAAAUUAAUUCAAAGUUUGUUGAGAGCCUGCCGUGGCGAAGUUUUGGACGAAAAAACGUCGGAUAUUUAUAUGCAAUCGCCCACGGUGCUCAAGUCAUUUGGGAUUUCGAUGACGAUAAUAUGCUAAAAUUUUGGAUCGAAGGAGCUAGUCCAUCCGACAGGUUGUGGAUUGAAAACUUCUCGGAUCUCAAAUUAGAUAAAUUCUAUAGCAUUCCACUGUCUUUAGUUACUGCAGGACUACGUUCGGCAUCCACUGGAAGUGCACAGCUAUUUAACCCGUACCCAAUACUAGGGGCGCCUAGCAACAUCUGUUGGCCACGCGGGUUCCCUCUAACACUUAUACGUAAGUCCUCAGAUCAAGGUCACUUUAAGGUGAACUUGGUUGAAGAAAACAUAGAAAAGAAAGUAAAUGACAUUGGUGUCCUUCAGUCUCUUGCCGACCAUGAACCUGACGUAGACGCACUGUACAGGUUAAUACAGGGUACGCCAUUUACUUUCAAGCGCCCAGCAAAAGGUUCUGACACUAAACGAAUACAUUUGCUCUCCGAAGGAGUGUACAGUCCGUUUAACGCACAGGCCACUCUGUAUUUCAGAAAUGCGUUUUUAGCUCUAUAUUUACCCGUAACCGUUCCUGGCCGGGUUUCGGAUAUUUGGAGAAGUUACCUAGCACAAGCUUUACUUUCUCUUCACAAUAUAACCAUUGGAUUCUUACCAAGACCAAUCGUGGAUCAGGACCGAAAUGAUCAUUCAUUACUCGCCGACUUAGAAUCAGAAAUCGCUUUGUAUACUCAGACUAAUGCUUUGGUAGCGUUCUUAGAUGAAUGGCGAACAAACAAGACUAUUUCCGGUGACAACGAGUUGCGUUCAUUGGAGGACUUAUUAGAGGAAUUGUAUAUAGAAACGUACGAACGGGGAUUUAUUGAGAUUGAUGACGUAUUGCAUAUUCAAAAUUGGAUACUGGCUUUUGGAUCAGUUCGUUUUAAUUCUAUUGCUACAAAAAGUAAAAAUACAAAGCAAUACAAACAAGUUGAUGGAAAUAUGAUUGAACGCGAAAUAAUAAAUAUUGAUGUAGGUAAAUCAAUUAUUGUAUCAGAUAGUAUAGAACCGGAGGAGUGCAAAACUAUAAAGAAUCGGGCAACUAAUGUAACAUUUUGGACCUCUGAUUUACACGACGGGACCCGGCUGGACUCGCCCUCGCUGUUGGCAUCACUGGGGCAGAGGUUUGUUGUCGCGGGAUACAAAAGACGUCAGACGCCAUAUCCGGCGGUAUUCGACCGGCCGGGAUUCAUCGUCCCAGAGAAGAUUUCCAACGAAAUUUUAAGUUAUAGAAUAAACACUCAGGCCACCGAUGAUUUCAUGAACAACAAUUUUAAGUUUUAUGAAAAUGACUUGCUAUUUAAAAAUACAGACGCUUUCUAUUGUUCAUUUUACGCAGCUAUGUGCCAGAUUUGGAUGCCUUUGAAUAAAACUAAAUCCAUUGUAUUUUUAGCAGGUCAUAGGUAUAACUUGGGGAGGUGUUCUUUAGAAAGUUGGACUAAGCUCAAUGAACAGCUUUGGGAACUGCAGAACAACGACCCAGUCAGAGUAGAUCACAAACAUAUUAUUGCUGGCGCCAGUCGUUACGACUAUGAAUAUUUAAAGCAUUACACAGGAUUAAAGGAUUCGAUAAAACUUAUAAGCAGUUUUAGCGGAUUUUACACUGAUGGUAAUAAAUUCAACCCUACUGAACCAGAAAUAUUAUUUGUGUCAUACGGUGCGAUGUUUACUGAUAUCACAGUUAAUGUCGUUGAAAUACGUAAGAAAUAUCCACGAUAUCAGCUUAGUGACCUCGUUAAGCACAAAGCCAUCAUAUAUGUGCCUUACUCUGUAAUGUCUUUCAAACUGACUGAGUUCUAUUCGCUGAAUAUUCCACUAUUCGUGCCCAGUGCAAAGUACUUCAAAACCAACGGAAAUUUUGGAUCUGAUCGUACUAGCACCACGGCGCCUUACUGCGACAACGACCCUGACCUUUGGUGGAAGAUGCCAAGUCACCCCUCCAGCCCGCACUCUUACAAUCCGAACGCUGAAUAUGCUCAAGAUCCGGAAGCUGAGAUGUACUGGCUACAGUUCAGCGACUUUUAUGAUUGGCCACAUAUACAAUACUUUGAUGAUGGUAGCGAUCUCAAUAGAAAAUUACAGACUGCUGACUUUAUUGCCAUACAUAAGUCGAUGAAAGCGCAGAAUGAAAUUCGAAAACACGAGCUUCUUCAGCAAUGGUGCAAACUUUUGCCACAAAUUAAGAAAAUAUAAUUCAAUCAUGUGAUCCAAUUAUGUGUAACACAAGUAUUAUUAUUUUUCAAUGCCACACACAUAUAAUUAUGUUUUUUGUUUAAAGCUGCGAUGCGAAAUCUAGAAACAGACAUCAGACAUCAAGCUAGUUUUUCCUUUUUUUAAUUAUUUUUGUAUGAAUGGCAUUUACAUGUCUUGCGUAAAAAGGUUUUACGUGAAUACAUUAUGUUGUAACAAUAUAUCAAUACGCGCAAAAACAACACAAAUGUACACGUUUUGUUUUAUAAUUUUCAAAUUCAAAUUGAAACGAUUGCGGAAAAACAAUCACACUUGUUAGUGACACAAUGUGAUGAAAUAAUGCUAUGUGUAACCUGUUUUAAAAGUAUAUACCGGUAUGUAAAGGGGCAUUACAAAUCAAAUGUCUUCAGAUCAUAAUUCCAGCAAUUGUUAGUUCCUUUAUUUAAUGUCAUAAUUAUUCUGUUUCAGAAACCGAGAAACGUAAUCCAUAAUUUAUUGUUUACACGUCGUAUAGAUACUCGUCGUUCGGAUAGGUCAGGAUGUGGCGUAUACAUCGAAAGCUUAUUGAAACGCUUUCGAAUCCGUUCCUUGGGUAGAACAAGUCCUAGGUGUAUUGUAGAGACUUGUUCUACCCAGGGAACGGAUUCGAGAACGUUUCAAAAAGCUUUCGAUGCAGUCGAGCUAAAAUAAAAGGUUUAAACUAAAGUAUCUAUGCUUGUCUCAAUAUCUUACAAAAUACAUAUUAUGUUAUGUCUUUUAAAAUAUUUGUCGAUCGAUCGUAAAGCACGUCAAAUGGGGUCAUGAUGUAUAGGAGUUUAGCCACAAGAACGCUUUCUAUUUUUGCAAUUCGCGGCAUUAAGAGAUGAGUGGAACGUUAAUGGAAAAAAAAGUAUAAUUGAACAAGCCUUUUACACUGAGUUUAUAUGAUACACUUUCAUAUGCCUUGUAUGAAUGUUUGUAUUGCACAUAUUGGGAUAAAUCCAUGUUAUAUUAUUAACCUGUUUGCGUAAACACAUCAGGUCCUUCAACAUGGACUUUUUUUACUAUUUUUUGGGGUUUUAAAUUAUUAUUUGUACAUAUGAUUUAUGUGUUUAUGAACUCAAUGCGAUAUUAAAAUGUAUAUUUUGGCAACCAUGCCAUAUAUUGUCACGUGCAUUUGAAUAUGUUGCUUUUGCAUAGGUACACUUACAAGAAGCACUUUGUAUGUUCAAGUUACGAACGUAAAACGAUCUUUGUUUUUGUCUGCUUAACCUAUUUUACGUCAUGGUUAUUGUGUGUGUGUGUGCUUUGUCUGGUACUUAAGUGUUAUGUUAGACUAAUUGGUAAUUGGUCCAUUACCAUAAAAUAAGGACCACGUUUUAAAGAUAGGGUUGUGCCAUAAAGGAAUCUUUACACUUUCUUUUACAUGAUUUAAAUAUGUAUCAUUAAAUAAAUCAAACAAGCUUUAGACAUUAAGGCAUUCUUCAGAAACAUACAUUUGUUUAUUUGAAUUAUUUUAAUUGAUCUUUUUUUGAUAUGCUUAAGUGGAAACAUUUACUUGACUGUAUGUCAAAAUUGUCACAGUUUUAAAACAGUACGCUGCCUUUCUAUAAGAUAUAAAUACCGCUGUUAACACUCAUUUUAAAUUAUUGUACAUUGUUAAAUACAUAGUAAACGUAUUUUAUAUUUUAUUAGUGAUAUUUAUGUUAAUUUAUGCACUAACGUCUUGUUGUUAGAUGUAAAACAGAAUAAUUUUAUAAUGGACAUGCAUCGUAUGACGUAUAAUAUGCUUUUUUUUACAUUUUCACUGUCGUGAACAUUCUCUUUACAGAAUACCUUAUCAUUAUUGUUUUAAAAUAUAUAUAUCUGAUUAUGUAUUAUAUACUAUUUUAUUAAAUAUGACCAUUCUAAUGAACUAUUCAACUUACCAAAACAUGUUUGUUAACAGCACUGUUAGUUUUCUUUAUAUCCGCAUUUAUUCUGCAUAACAUACACUAUGAUUUUGGCGUAUAAAGCAUUAUUAUCACAUUAAUCAUACGUCAUCAACAUCAUCAACAAGAUAAAAUUUCAGUUGUUAUGAAUUCAUAACUUGUAUAUAUUGGGUUUUCUAUGUAUAACUUUAUCUUUGAUGUGAGUUUUAUUAUGCUGUAUACUUUUGUUCUAAAUUGUUUGUAUAUUGUUCAAAUGUCACACAUGAGGGACAACGUCUGAGCCUAAGGCUUUUCUAAUGCAUAGAAUUCGCAAUUUGCUUAUAGAUCAUAAAUUAAAUUAACAUUUCUUAUAAAACAACAACUUUAUGCUUUCAAAAAUGAAUAUGCAGUUAUGUUCCAUUAUGUUUCAUUGUGUAUCACUGCGUUAACAUUUUUUAAUUUGUUUAAAAUUUCAGUUAAACGCGUUUUCAUUUCAUGAGCGCUCUUAAUUUAUUUCGGUAUAACGGAUUUCAUGUUUAUCAUCUUAGAUAUAUUAUUUGAACAAAAUACACAAACUGUGAGGACGAUUUGAAAUAUAUGGCAUUACAGAUUUUUUGAUAUUUUUUCUCUUUUAUGCUAAUUAGUACAGUAUCGAAGACAUAUGAGAUUGUUCUUACAGAUACUCAGCUCGACUAGACUAACAUUGGUCGCUAUUCGAAAUAAAGAUAAAAGACACAUU